Emiliania huxleyi CCMP1516 is the source of this 261-nucleotide messenger RNA. RefSeq names its product bromodomain-containing protein. Gene Ontology annotation, cellular component: NuA4 histone acetyltransferase complex. The transcript has a single exon. NCBI's taxonomy places the organism in Eukaryota, Haptophyta, Isochrysidales, Noelaerhabdaceae. The record is from RefSeq and is a predicted model, not a curated record. Gene Ontology annotation, molecular function: protein binding. The annotation marks the transcript as partial.
GCGCUGCUCAAGUUCGUCGUCUCGAUCACCAAGCACCGGUGGGCCCACCCGUUCAAGCGGCCCGUCACCGAGAAGGAGGCGCCAGACUACCGCGAGAUCGUCACGGACCCGAUGGACUUUUCGACGCUGCGCAAGAAGGUGGAGGGAGGCGCGAUCCGCGACGUCGCCUCGCUGGUGUCGGACCUGAAUCUCAUCUUCAACAACGCGAUGCUCUACAACCCAAAGGGCUCCGACUACCACACGAUGGCCUCCACGCUCAAG